Molecule: messenger RNA, 996 nt
Organism: Acanthosepion pharaonis
Lineage: Eukaryota; Metazoa; Mollusca; Cephalopoda; Sepiida; Sepiidae
Source: the annotation of a GenBank genome assembly
AUGUCUCACUUUAUUCCCACCAUCUUGGCUGCCACCUGGUCGCAUUUACUUCACCCAACAGCAUGCGCCAUUUUCUUUUUUUCUUUUCUCUGUUCCUCUCUCCUACAUGUGUCGUUGUGUCAGUGCUUUUUUGUUGCUCUUGUUGUUGUUCUUCUUCUUCUUUUCUUUCUUUCUUUCUUUCUUUCUUUCUUUCUUUCUUUCUUUGCUUUCUUUAUCUGUCCUACAUUUGUCGUCAUUGUUGUGUCGGUGCUUUUUUGUUGCUCUUGUUGUUGUUGUUGUUGUUCUUGUUCUUGUUCUUCCUUCCUUUCCUAUCAUUCCUCUCUCCUCAUCGUUGUGGUGACGCUUUUUUUGCUGUUGUUGUUGUUGUUGUUCUUCUUCUUCUUCUUCUUCUUCCUUCCUUCCUUCCUUCCUUCCUUCCUUCCUUUCUUUCCUGUCAUUCCUCUCUCCUCAUCGUUGUGGCGAUGCUUUUUUUUUGCUGUUGUUGUUGUUUUUGUUGCUCUUCUUCUUCUUCUUCUUCUUCUUCUUCUUCUUCUUCUGUCUUUCUUUCUUUCUUUUCAUACCUUUCUUCCUCUCUCCUACAUUUUUCAUUGUUGUUGUCUUUGUUGUUCUUCUUCUUUUCUUUUUUUUCCUCUCUCCAACAUUUUUACCGCAUUUUCUUUUCACAUAUUCAUUUUCUUAUUCUUAUUUUAUCUUCCGUUUUCUUCUUACCUUCACCUUUUUUGCAUUUCUUCUUCUUCUUCUUCUUCUUCUCAUUUCUUUCUUAAUGUCAUUUUACCUUUCUUCUUCUUCUUGAUCCUCUUUUUAUUCUUCCCUAAUCCAUUUCCUUUUCUGUGUCAUCUUGAUUUUUCUUCUUUUCCUUUUUCCUAUUUUUUCUUUUUCUUUGUUCUCUUUCAUAAACUUCUACCUGUUUCUUCUAUUCUUUUCCUUCCUUCCUUCCUUCCUUCCUUCCUUCCUGUCAUUUUUUUCUUUCUUCAUCAUUAUUUCAAUGUUUAUUGA